Molecule: messenger RNA, 612 nt
Organism: Dictyostelium discoideum AX4
Lineage: Eukaryota; Evosea; Eumycetozoa; Dictyosteliales; Dictyosteliaceae
Exons: 2
Coding region: 1-612 (203 amino acids)
Source: RefSeq, a predicted model, not a curated record
AUGGUUCUAGGGGAUAAUGAAAACACAAUUGUUAGUUCCAAGCUAAUUUUAACAACAUUGACAACAAAAUUAAUUAGUAGAUACUUUAAGAAAGAAUUUAAAUUUAGUUAUUUUAUUUACUGUUUAGUUUAUAUUAUUGGUAAAAAUAUAAAAUUUUUUAGAAGGGAUCCAGAUAAAAAACCAUCAAUUUUAAAGAUGAAUUUUCUACUAUUGUUUGUCUUUUCAAAUGUGCUCUCUGGGGUUUAUUAUUUGUAUCAAGAUUGUAAUGAAAUUUUUUCAAAAAACAAUGACCCUGAUUUAUAUUUAAUUGGAUUGAUAUUACUUAUUUUUCAAGAUGAUAGUUUUCCACAUGUUUUUAUUCAUAUUACUGAUCUUUAUUUAAAUAUUACUAAAUUUAUUGAAAUUAGAAAACAAAGAAAAAAAGAAAAAAAAUUAAAUAAAAAGGCAGAGAUGCACAAAAAAUUACAAAAAAAACCAUUUGAAAAAGAUUUGGACGGUGCUGGUGGAGAUGAUAGUGGUGAAGAUGACUAUUUUGAAGAAAUAAUGUGUGUAAAUAAAGGUGAAAAAGAAGAAUAUUAUGAAAGUAGAAAAUUAAAACAAAAAAAAAAUUAA